UUAUUGAGAUUUUCGAACUCAUGUCUCCAGAUGGGUGAUGGCAUCCACGUUCUGAUGUCUACAGACUCCGGUAACCACUAUAAAAAUGAGCAGAGAUCUCAAUCGACUGGAUAGUUCGAGCAAAAGCAAAACUACAUCACCGUCAAUACAAUAUAGAGUUUAUCAAAAAAUCGAUGUUCCACAGCGAUAAGUGUUGUAACUGUAGCCCUGAUAUUACAAGCAUCGACGGUUCGAUUGCACCGCGUCUGAUAACGUGCUGCGGUGAUAAUAAUGAUAACAAACGAGUACUGCGUGCGCCGGCUAACGAGCACCGGACACCGAACUCGACCUCUCGUCGGUAGUUUCUCUUUCUUUCCCGCCGCUGUUCCGUAGCGCAUACCUGCGUACCUUUUUUUGUGGAUGGGUUCCCCCCGCCAGCUCGCGUCUCGCAUCGUCACUGCCUGGCUCGCACUCCGCUGUACACAAACCGCCUCGGGACGCGAUCAGUUACGGUAGUCCGUCGCGCCGCCCGCCACAGCUCGCGCGCAAACUUCGACGAUACAAUGAUUGAGAGCUUUCACGUGUAAACAAAAGUUCGUCAUGUUGUGCAUUAUAGCGAUUCUGUUUACUAUUUGCCACGUUCCGCGCGCCAUCGCCGAGGCCUCCGUGCGGACGUGCGAACCCAUUAAAGUGGCAAUGUGCAAGAACAUCGGCUACAACCAGACCGGUAUGCCGAACUUGGCCCGGCACACCCUGCAAGCUGAUGCCGAUAUCACGUUGCAAACAUUCAGUCCGCUGGUCCAGUAUGGCUGCUCUUCCCAGCUUCAUUUGUUUCUGUGUUCGGUCUACGUUCCCAUGUGUACGGAUAAAGUGGCGCUGCCGAUCGGGCCCUGUCGAGGACUGUGUGACAGUGUGCACGCCAGAUGUUUCCCUGUGCUUCAUGGUUUCGGAUUUUCUUGGCCCCCGGAGCUAGAUUGCACACUGUUUCCAGCGGAAAACAAUCACGAACACAUGUGUAUGGAGGGGCCCGGCGAAAGAGCCCCACCGGUCGGGAGUAUCCCGUUGAACGCAACGGGUGCGUGUAGGAGAUUAAUCAAACCAAACAGUUGGGUGUGGGUUAGAGGAUCAGGCCGCUGCGCCCAGUUUUGUGAUGCCGAAGUCCUGUGGGAAACUGGUGAACGCAGAGCGGCGGAAGUAUGGCUCGCUACGUGGGCAGCAUUAAGCUUUGCUUGCACUUUGGCAGCUGUCGCUGCGCAAUUAGCAUGCGGAGAUCGCGGAGGAGCUGGAGAACGAGCACUAGUGCUAGUGGCUCUGUGCAGGUGUGCUGCAGCGGCUGGAUGGGGCGUUCGCGCUGCUGCAGGUCGAGCUGCAGCCGGCUGCGCCAAGGACUCCACAUCCCCGGCACGCAUGCUUCUAGCACACGACGGACUUGCGAAUCCAAAUUGCGCUGUUGUGUUCUUGCUACUCUACUAUUUCGGUCUUGCUGCAUCAGUAUGGUGGGUGGUAGUGGCGGGCGCUUGGCGAGCAAGCGUACUCCGACCACCUAAUCCACCGGGUACAAUGGCGAGAAACGACCGCCACUCAUCCCUGCUUCAGCUGGCGGCGUGGGGCGUGCCGGCAGCCCUAGCAGCAGCCGUUCUCGUCACCAGAGACGUAGAUGCCGAUGAACUUACAGGUACGUGCUUCGUCGGCAAUCAAUCGACCAAGUCCCUCCUUGCGCUCGUAAUCGUACCUGAAGCAAUAUGUCUGCUACUCGGCUGCGUGUUCCUUUCGUCCGGACUACGCGCUGUUCUUCGCAAACCAGUUCCCGUGCACACACCAGCCCUAUUAUUAAACGCUCCACAGCCGCACACAGAUCAAAGCGUUUUGCGUUUAGGUGCUUUCGCAGCUCUAUACGCUGUUCCGUCGGCGUGUAUUCUCGCUACUUGGGUUUAUGAAUACGCGUGGAGAGACGAAUGGCUGGCUUCACCGGUUCCGUCUUCGGAGCCAUCGACACACGCCCACCCAGCAUUCUGGGUGUUCCUAUUUAGAAUAUUCGCUAUUCAAAUACUCGGUGUGAUGGUGGCCGUUUGGAUAGCAACGCCCCGCCUUAAAGCUCUGUGGAGAAGGGUGACGGGACCUAGAAAGCCAGUGCCUCCCAAAUGUCCGACGGGGCCGACACAAGCGCCCCUAACUCUUCAUUGUUACGCAACACAUCCUCAUACGAUAGCGCGACAUCCUUAUAAUCCAACAAAGUACGCAACAUACCGACCUCCGCAGCAGCAUUCGUACAGGAAACCUAGGCAUUAUCAUUAUUCAGCGGGUGAAACUAUACUAUGACGGAAAUAAAACAAUUUUUUGGUUUCAAUAAAAUAAAAAAUAUGAGCUUACAAGGCUCACAUAGUUACUCAAUUGUCGGUAAUACGGAGGAUUUAAAUAAAUAGAUAAAGAAUACACGUGUAAUUUUAUUGGUUUUCCAAAAAAAAAUUGAAGCACGUGCUAAGAUUAUAAAAUGAAAUUUCCUGACUGAAUUAUGUUCAAAUGCCUAUUAUAUUAAGAUAUAUGCAACCUCGCAAUCGAAUACCUACGUGGUAAUUGUAAAUAAAUUAUACUAAUUAUAAGGAAUGUAAUUUAAUGUACAUAUAAAUUGAUUGUAAUUAUUAUAUAAGGUAAUUUAAUUUAAAAUUAAAUGUGUGUAACAGUUAAUAAUUAUUAGACAAUCCGAUUUUUAUUAAUAUUUACGGGUAUGCGAACACCAUCGCCUCGAACUACAUUUUCUAAUCAAUCGCAAUAUCCAGAUUAUAUUAUUAUAUUAUACCUGACAAUUUAUACCUGACAAUUUAACCCUCUAAUUGAAAAUUCGAUCUUAUGAUUUACAAAACCCCAUAAAAGGCGAAGUUGAGGUUAAAUCCAUCGACAACCUGAAAUACAUUUUUUUCUGUCGACACUCCGGGCCCAAUAAAAACAUGGAAUACAGAUUGAAGUUACUAUCUCCGAGAAACCAGUCUCAUUGACAGUAUAAACAAACUCAUUUUGAAACAUACUCCAUGAGUUGGGUCACAAUUUGGAUGUCUUUGAUUUACUAAUUUAAGUAUGAAGUACCUAAAGAGAGAACAAAAAAUGUCUUUUAUGCAUUUAACGCAUCUGCCUAUUUGAGCCCAAAACACUUAGGAAUGUCGAAUGAAUUAAAUUUAAUAAGCAAGUCUAAGGACAGUAAAAAGACAAAUUUUAUCACGUAAUACGAUAUCUACCAAAUGAAAUGUUUAUUAAAUUAUAAUUACGAUAUAAAAUACUUAAUUUACAAUUUUUCAUUUGUGAUUCAUCUGUAAUGUUCUCUUUCCCUGAAAAGCCUAAAACAAGAGCCAUCAACUUUGAUGAUACAAAACUAGCGGCACAGUUUCAGAUACCCACAAAAUUUUCAUUAGCUUUAGCAUUAUUCAAGGAUUUCACUUAUCAGAGUUUACAGCGAGAGCCAUGUCCUUACUUUUAUAGGCAUCAACCAACACCUGAUAGGUGCUACCCCAACCCACCGGUGUGCGAAGUACUAACAAAUCCACGUUGAGAACCGUACUGCUGUUACUACUAAUGGUCAAAUACCAGCUUGUGAUUUUAGAAAUACCCUCGGAGCUGGAUAUUAACUAAUUCAUUCGCAAUUUUUAAUAUUACUGGUUAUUAUUUAUUGUUCCAUAACCAUUGGAGGUAUAAAAUCGGAUAUCUAUUUUUGUAAAUUGUAAAUGUUAAUAUUUGAAAUAUAAUUCCGAAACUAUGCUUCAUUGUAAUCUUAUUGUUAUUUGUAUGUAUUAUUAUCUAGCCACAUAAAAAGCGCCACUGAUUUAAUUUGAAUUUAGCGCAAAAUAAUAACAUAAAUUUUUUUGUAAGAUAAAUAUUUGUCAGUCGGGUAAGUAUAAAAAAACUUGUUUUAUAAACGAAAAUUAACUGCAACUAUAAGUUACAUCGAACGGCGAUCAUUAACGGCCGAACAUUUAAAAGGCUAGUUUCGGCGUAUCGUUUUCAUGAAAAUAAUUACAUAUGUGCCUACAAUAGAAUUUAACUGAAAUGUUAUGCUUAAUAUGAGUAGAUGUCAUGCCGUGACCCCCAACUUGCCAAACAAAAUAUUAAUAAGUACUUAAGUAUAGUAAUUGUAUGAUGUUGUAAAUAAAUAAAUAAACUAAAAUUUUACAAUUAUUUUUUUAAUAAUUUAAAAGCGUUUAACUUAUAUUAAGUUCAAGGUUAAAAUCAGCUAUAGUUAAGUGAUAGGUACUUCCCCAUUAUAGUUUUAUUUUUAAUAAAUUUUGAAAACUCA
This is a messenger RNA of Bombyx mori (domestic silkworm), 4261 nucleotides long. It is a transcript of the gene fz4, whose product is annotated as frizzled-4. The coding region runs from base 580 to 2298 and encodes 572 amino acids. Gene Ontology annotation, molecular function: Wnt-protein binding; Wnt receptor activity. The record is from RefSeq and is a predicted model, not a curated record. Gene Ontology annotation, cellular component: plasma membrane. Gene Ontology annotation, biological process: non-canonical Wnt signaling pathway; canonical Wnt signaling pathway. The transcript is spliced from 3 exons. NCBI's taxonomy places the organism in Eukaryota, Metazoa, Arthropoda, Insecta, Lepidoptera, Bombycidae.